UAUAUUUUUAAGCAGAGGUUUGAUAAAGCUCGCGGUUCAAGGAGAGUGACCUAGUAGCGACCAGUGAAGAGGCGGGGCCAGGAGCUGGGACUCGACCCCUGCAACCUCAACUAGCAGAACCUGCUGCUGACGACCAAGUAACCAGGUGGGCUGCAGGUAACCAGGUGGGCUGCAGGUAACCAGGUGGGCUGCAGGUAACCAGCUGGGCUACAGGUAACCAGGUGGGCUGCAGGUAACCAGGUGGGCUGCAGGUAACCAGGUGGGCUGCAGGUAACCAGGUGGGCUGCUUCCACGCUCACCACCACCUCCAAUAUAUCACCGGGGUUACUCUGCUUGCUUCAGGGAGAUGGUGACACCGUGUCGUGACAUGGUGUGGGCGGCGCUGGUGCUCCUGGUCGUGUCUUCCACGCCCACACACGCCCAUUUCGGCAGCUGUGAAGACCACACCCCACACUGUCCUGCGUGGGCAGCCAGCGGACGCUGUCAGACCAACAUUCUCUUCAUGCUCAACAACUGUCCGGUCAGCUGCGAUGCCUGCAUUGAUCCUGACUGUUACGACAGGAGUGUGUACUGCUCUUGGAGGGUCCGGCUAGGAGAAUGCCAGACCAACCGGCAACAGAUGUUAGCCUUCUGCCGCCACUCCUGCGGCGCCUGCAGGGUUGAUAAUGCUUCCUUCAGGCGGGUUCUCACCACCAAAAUCAAAUCCAUCGCUAACCCAGAUUUUGAGUGUGGACGAGGAGCAGCAGUGAGCAGCAGGAAGGCCAGACAGAUCAUAUUUCCUGAUGAGUUAGUGCGAUUACGGGGAACUCCAGCCAUUAAGAGAGCGACGCAAGCAGCCAGGAAGCCUAUAGCUAUUCUACCAGGUAAGGUGGACAUGAUGACACCAGUGACCAGACAAGCAGUGAACGUGAACGAGACAUUCUGUGGGGCUACACCCAUCUCUGAUCGCUACCUGGUGACGGCUGCCCACUGCGUCUUCAAUCCAAAAUUCCCGGUGCGGACGGUGAGGCUCGGCGAGCUCGACUUCUCCAAGGACGAUGAGGCCAACUCCAAGCCUGUUGACUAUGAAGUCGAGCAGAUCAUCGUUCAUCCUGAUUUUGACCCUGAGUCCAACGAGCGGUACAACGACAUAGCACUGCUCAGGACGGUGCAGAAGAUCGAUUUCAACGAAUUCGUCUUUCCUUACUGCUUAACGAGGGAACGUCCCAAACCAAAGACCCUCGUCACCGGCGCCGGCUUCGGCUUGAUCAAUGCUACGCACCAGUCCCCCAUCCUGCAGGAGGCUGAACUGGAGGUGGUGGACACGGCAGACUGUGAGAACAUCUACAAGAAAGAGGACCUUGAGCCUCAACUCAGGGUAAUCUAUCCCAACCUACUGAAAGAUAGAGACGUCAUGUGUGCCUCCUACCCAGAGAGGAGCGCUUGUCAGGGUGACUCAGGAGGGCCGCUCUUCCUGGACAACCAGGGUCGACGCUACCUGGUAGGGAUCGUGGGUUCUGGUGUCUCCUGCCGGGGUAGCGGUAUCUCCAGCCUGCCCGGCCUCUACGUCAGCGUAGCAAACCACAUCGAAUUUAUUGAUAGCGUUUUGUACGGUGGUGGAGGACAGUAGUGGUACACACAACACACACACACACACACACACACACACACACACACACACACACACACACACACACACACACACACACACACACACACACACACACACACGUGCAAAGGUUUGCGACAAGGCUAGUUCCAGAGCUAAGGGGAAUGUCUUAUGAAGAAAGGUUAAGGGAAAUCGGCCUGACGACACUAGAGGACAGGAGGGUCAGGGGAGACAUGAUAACGACAUAUAAAAUACUGCGCGGAAUAGACAAGGUGGACAAAGACAGGAUGUUCCAGGGAGGGGACACAGAAACAAGAGGCCACAAUUGGAAGUUGAAGACACAAAUGAGUCAGAGAGAUAUUAGGAAGUAUUUCUUCAGUCAUAGAGUUGUAAGGCAGUGGAAUAGCCUAGAAAAUGACGUAGUGGAGGCAGGAACCAUACACAGUUUUAAGACGAGGUUUGAUAAAGCUCAUGGAGCGGGGAGAGAGAGGGCCCAGUAGCAACCGGUGAAGAGGCGGGGCCAGGAGCUAAAACUCGACCCCUGGAACCACAAAUAGGUGAGUACACACACACACACACACACACACACACACACACACACACCAAAUACGUUGACAGUAGUUUUUUUUUUUUUCUUAAAUAAAUCAAUUAUCAAGGUUUAAAGUGUUAUGGACGCUAGAUUAAUUCUGUGUUUGAAACAAUCUUAUCUAUCUUCUGAAUAAUGUUCCAUAAAUAACAAAAAAGGCACAAUACCGUGACUGGAACGAUACACAAAUAACCCGCACAUAAAAGAGAGAAGCUUACGACGACGUUUCGGUCCGACUUGGACCAUUGACAAAGUCACACUGUGUAUAAUGUUUCAUACAUAUGCACUCCAGGGCAAUAAUGACCCGUGUGUUUUCUUGCCUAUUUCUGCACUUACUCACAUGUCACUGUGUGGCCGAGUGGACCAGAGCGCUGCCUGGGAAUCUUCACUCUCCUCAGUAGUAGUUUCGAAUCCUGCUGACUGCGAUCUUUCUCUGUGUGUGUGCUCACCUAGUUGAGGUUGCGGGGGUCGAGUCCGAGCUCCUGGCCCCGCCUCUUCACUGAUCGCUACUAGGUCACUCUCCCUGAGCCGUGAGCUUUAUCAUACCUCUGCUUAAAGCUAUGUAUGGAUCCUGCCUCUACUACAUCGCUUCCCAAACUAUUCCACUUCCUGACUACUCUGUGGUUGAAGAAAUACUUCCUAACAUCCCUAUGAUUCAUCUGUGUCUUCAACUUCCAACUGUGUCCCCUUGUUGCUGUGUCCAAUCUCUGGAACAUCCUGUCUUUGUCCACCUUGUCAAUUCCUCUCAGUAUUUUGUAAGUCGUUAUCAUGUCCCCCCUAUCUCUCCUGUCCUCCAGUGUCGUCAGGUUGAUUUCCCUUAACCUCUCCUCGUAGGACAUACCUCUUAAACCUGGGACUAGUCUUGUUGCAAACCUUUGCACUUUCUCUAGUUUCUUUACGUGCUUGGCUAGGUGUGGGUUCCAAACUGGUGUGUGCGUGUGUUUGUGUGUGUGUGUGUGUGUGUGGUGUGGUGUGUGUG
Cherax quadricarinatus is the source of this 3153-nucleotide messenger RNA. The record is from RefSeq and is a predicted model, not a curated record. Lineage: Eukaryota; Metazoa; Arthropoda; Malacostraca; Decapoda; Parastacidae.